UGCUACGGGAUGACUUCCGCCAAAACCCUACGGAUGUUGUGGUGGCAGCUGGAGAACCUGCCAUCUUGGAGUGCCAGCCACCUCGAGGACACCCUGAACCUACCAUCUACUGGAAGAAAGAUAAAGUCCGUAUUGAUGACAGGGAAGAACGGAUCAGUAUACGUGGUGGGAAGCUGAUGAUCUCCAAUACAAGAAAAAGUGAUGCUGGCAUGUACACUUGUGUUGGGACUAACAUGGUGGGGGAGCGAGACAGCGAUCCCGCAGAGCUGACUGUCUUUGAGCGGCCCACGUUUCUCAGGCGACCAAUUAACCAAGUGGUACUGGAGGAGGAGGCCGUGGAUUUCCGGUGCCAGGUGCAGGGGGAUCCCACACCCACAGUCCGGUGGAAGAAAGAUGAUGCAGACUUACCGAGAGGAAGGUACGACAUUAAAGAUGACUACACUUUGCGCCUUAAGAAAGCCAUGAGCACAGACGAAGGAACCUACACUUGCAUUGCUGAGAAUAGAGUUGGAAAAGUAGAAGCCUCUGCUACCCUCACUGUGCGAG
Molecule: messenger RNA, 546 nt
Organism: Acanthisitta chloris (rifleman)
Lineage: Eukaryota; Metazoa; Chordata; Aves; Passeriformes; Acanthisittidae
Product: roundabout homolog 2-like
Exons: 4
Cellular component (GO): neuron projection
Source: RefSeq, a predicted model, not a curated record